GGGAGGGAGGGGACGGGGAAGGCCGCGGCCGCUGGAACCCAAACAAAGCACGGCGGCGCGUGACGAGGGCGUCCGACAGGUAGAGUCGCUUUCGCUCCGCCAACAAACCAGAAAGCGAAAGAAGCUUCGGAAGACCUGGCGAGUCCGUGGGGAUUUUGUCAACAUUGACAGACAGAGUGCACCGGGCGCUGACAUCGGCAAAACAAAGGAAGGCGGCGCGGCUGACAAAACAAGAAGUUGUUACCUGAGAGUGUGUGGGCGUGUGUGUGUGUGUGUAUGUAUGCAUGUGUGUGUGUCUGCAUGCAAGCCACACAAACAACCCUGCAGCAUGUUGACGAAAGAGUACCGAAUAUGUAUGCCGCUCACUGUGGAUGAGUACAGGAUCGGGCAGCUGUACAUGAUCAGCAGGCACAGCUGCGAGCAGAGCGGCGGGGGAGAAGGUGUGGUGGUCGUGAGGAACCAGUUGGACACGCACCCCCAACACGGUCCGGGACAGGUGACGGAGAAGCGGAUCUACCUCAGCAGUAAACUGCCAUCAUGGGCCAAGGCCCUGGUCCCGGACUUCUGCUACGUGACGGAAAAGGCCUGGAAUUUCUACCCGUUCACCAUCACAGAAUACUCAGUGUCCUUCCUCCCCAGGUUCAGCGUCCGCAUCGAGACGCGAUUCGAGAACAACAACGGCAGCAACGACAACGUAUUUGGAGACACUCCCACGCCGGCGGAGAAUGUCAAUUUCCUGGAUAUCCUGAGUGACCCCAUCCCAGAGAAGCACUACAAAGAGUCAGAGGACCUGUCUCGCUGGCAGUCCGCUAAAACCGAGCGGGGGCCCCUGGAGGUCGGCUGGAAGGACCAGCACAGGCCCAUCAUGUGCUCCUACAAGAGGGUGCGGUGCAGCUUCGAGGUGUUCGGCCUCCAGACCAAGACCGAGGAGUUCAUCCACAGGAACAUCCGGGACAUCCUCCUGGUGGGCCACAGGCAAGCCGUGGCAUGGGUGGACGAAUGGCACGGACUAACUUUGGAGGAGGUGAGAGAUUUCGAACUGAAGAUGCAAGAUAAAACCAACAGCAAAGUCAAACAACAUGCAGGGCCUUCACCCUCCUGCACGCCCAUGUUUUCGCGCUCCAUGUCGGUGUCGGACGAGCGCACCCUGAAGAAGAUGAGCGCCUCGCCGCCAUCCGCUUCCUUGAGCAUGCCCAAGGGUCAAAUACGGCCUAGCUCCACCUCUGAGUGAUAUCCAGCCUCCAGCAAGCUCCUCCUCCUUGCAGAAAUGUAAAGAGCACCUGCGUUCAGAGGAGGAGCUACACGUCCUUGAUACCAGCUCCACGCAUAAAUGACACAAAAUGUUGAUUGUUGUGCACAUGCUUUUAUUGUCAAAGGUGUUUCUGUACUAUCCAUCCAUCCAUUUUCUACUGCUUGUCCCUUUUGGGGUCAAGGGGGCUGGAGACUAUCCCGGCUGUGAUCUGUGAUAUUUCUAGCUGAAUAAAUGCUUUUGAUAUUCUGUACAUGACAUGUUUUACAAGAUCAUGCUCUUCAUAAUUCUGAAUGGCAAUGUUUUGAUCUUCUCUAUUAAUGAAUAAAAUGUCAAAUUCA
Nerophis ophidion (straightnose pipefish) is the source of this 1590-nucleotide messenger RNA. It is a transcript of the gene pitpnc1b, whose product is annotated as phosphatidylinositol transfer protein cytoplasmic 1b. Gene Ontology annotation, molecular function: phosphatidylinositol transfer activity; phosphatidylinositol binding. Gene Ontology annotation, biological process: phospholipid transport. Bases 281 to 1231 code for a protein of 316 amino acids. The transcript has 11 exons. The record is from RefSeq and is a predicted model, not a curated record. NCBI's taxonomy places the organism in Eukaryota, Metazoa, Chordata, Actinopteri, Syngnathiformes, Syngnathidae. Gene Ontology annotation, cellular component: cytoplasm.